ACCGAAGGCUUGACCGGUCCACGGAGGUUUUUGAUCAAAUAAAUAUUAAAAUUUUAAUUCCUUCCGUAAGUUUACUUUUAAUUUAGUUCCUCAAUAUUUCACCAUACUCUUGAUUAGAUUCACAUACAUUCAAAUGUAGUCUUUGUUGCAGUGGGAAUUCAUUAUAAGGUUUGAUUAUCGUUUGAUGCAAUAUUUGGGAAGAAUUGUUAUAAGAAGUUGAGCAACCUUUUAUCAAAACCGUAUCUCGAAAUGGAGGAAUCAGGAAGCAACUUAAAGCAGGAAGUUUGGAAUGAUACACUAAAGACAAAAGGAAGAAAAUUUAAGAGCCACAUCGCGUCGUUACUGGAUUUAUUCGGAAGUUUGAUUAAAACUUCAGUGGAUGGUUAUGAAUUAUGCACACAUAUCACAGUCCCUAAAGAGUACGUUUCACUACGUGGAGAAAUAUCAGCUGAGUGGUUGAAAGAAUAUCAUGUUGUCAAUUGGAUCGAUUUCUCUUUCAAAUGCCAACAUUGUGAUUUGACAAUAAAAUCGCUCAAUUUAUACUGGAAGCAUCUGAAGGACAAUGAAGUUGAAAAAAUCAAAAUCAAAUGUUGUGAAGAAGAUUGCAACAAACAAUACUCAGCAUUAAAUUCUUAUAUCAACCAUGCAAUCAAAAUUCAUCACGAAUGUCUCGCUUAUUCAUGCUUUAUAUGUGGUCGAAUUUACUAUUCGAUUGGUUUUUUGAUUCAACAUUAUGCAGAUGAACAUCCAACGGUACGAGACAUUUACCCUUGCAUCGAAUGCGGUUAUUAUGCUCAAAGUUUCACUCAGCUGAAAUCUCAUUUUCACACUCAUAAAUCAAGUGAAAGUUCUGAUAGUUCUGAUGAUGAACCAUCUCAAAAGAAAAAAAAAUUAUUCAGUAAAUAUGGGAAGAAUGAUGACUCACGAAUGAAAGAUCGAAAACAUGGAAAGACUUAUGCAUGUCCUAAAUGUAAUCGAGUGCUUCUAACAAAACAAGGCUGGGAUUAUCAUCAACUUGUUCAUGCUAAUUCCAAACCAUUUGCUUGUAACAUUUGUGACGCAUCUUUUCGAUCCAAACAGACUUGUGAUGAGCAUCACAAAGCAUGCCAUUCCUAAUUUUUUUCUUUUCUAUUUUUACAUUUUUACUCAUCUCCAGAUCAGUAUUGAAUUAUUUUCCAUUGAUUGGUAAUUUUAUUCAAUAAAAAUAUGAAUUGAAAACGUAA
Molecule: messenger RNA, 1223 nt
Organism: Clunio marinus
Lineage: Eukaryota; Metazoa; Arthropoda; Insecta; Diptera; Chironomidae
Source: the annotation of a GenBank genome assembly